AUGCAGAGCCUGAUCGCGGGCAGCCCCCUGGGGCGCGCGGCAGCAGCGCCGCGAGGCGCCGGCCCCCGCCCCGCCGCCACCCGCCUCGUCGCGCCGCCGCGGCAGCCAGCCAGGCGCGGCAUCGUGGCGCGGUCCGACCUGGCUUCUACCACCUUCACCCUGCUGGAGUAUGAAUACGUCUGGUCUGGGGAUGAGCUUGUGCAGAAGCGGGAGCCGUGGAUGGCAGAGCACUUGCGGGUGCUGCGUGAGGCGGUGAGUCACGGCGGCGGCGGCGGCUGUGUGCGGUUGCGGGCGGGCGUGUGGCGGCGGUGGAUGGGGCGCUUUCAGGCUGCCUCGGGCAAGCUGUGGAUGUUUGGCCCGGUCAACGAGCCGAUCAGCGGCGGCCUGCUGGUGUGGAAAGAAACGAGCGAGGAGGACAUCAGAGCCUUCAUGCAGACAGACCCCUUCUACACACAAGGCGUGGUGAAGAGCUGGACGCUCCGCCCCUAUUACGUUGUGGGCGGCGCGGGCGGCCUGUGA
This is a messenger RNA of Chlorella variabilis, 519 nucleotides long. RefSeq lists its product as hypothetical. Lineage: Eukaryota; Viridiplantae; Chlorophyta; Trebouxiophyceae; Chlorellales; Chlorellaceae. The record is from RefSeq and is a predicted model, not a curated record. The transcript has 3 exons. Bases 1 to 519 code for a protein of 172 amino acids.